Molecule: messenger RNA, 723 nt
Organism: Ylistrum balloti
Lineage: Eukaryota; Metazoa; Mollusca; Bivalvia; Pectinida; Pectinidae
Exons: 4
Coding region: 41-475 (144 amino acids)
Source: RefSeq, a predicted model, not a curated record
UGAGCAGUUGUAUUUUGCUAUCUACAUCUAAAUCUCCAACAUGUCGGACGCUUUCCUUGGAACUUGGGAAGGAACCACACCAUGUGGGGAGGCCAAAGGAUUUGAUGAGUUUUGCGAAGAGAUGAAAACACCAGAGAAAAUGAUUAAAGAAUUCAGUAAAACGGUCUUUUCAUUGGCAUUAAGAAAAAAGGAUGAUAGCCGCUGGGAUAUCGAUAUGAUUAUCGACGGAAAAGUUGCAAAAUCAACAGAGUUUACAUCAGGGAAAGAGUUUGACACAGUGGGUUUGGAUGGGAAAGAGUACAAGAUUCUUCUCGUCAUGAAUGACACUGAGAUGACAGAAAAUGCUGUACCAAAGGACGGCAGCAGUGCGGGAUCAAAGACAACACGAACGAUCAAGGAUGGCAUCAUGACUGUUAAAUCAUCUGCGAAUAGUAACCCAAAUAAAUGCAUGACAUUUACCAUGAAAAAGAAGUAGAGUCAGUUAUACCUGUAAAAUGUCUGUUUAUAAGGAUGUGACGACCAUUUCGCCGAGAACGUAGAAUGGAGCUGCCCAUGGUAAACCAGUUGAAAUGUUCAAGGAAAAACGAAGAUCACAAUUGUACACGUCAGAGAAUUAUGAAUGAAUCUUGACAAUAUGAAUAUCAAUAUACUUUGCAAUAUCACGUGUUUGUUUUAACAGCUUUGUUUCUAUUUGGGACUUACGCCAUUAAAUUGUUAGUUGAA